This is a messenger RNA of Cercospora beticola, 1728 nucleotides long. RefSeq names its product Faf1p (gene FAF1). Gene Ontology annotation, biological process: maturation of SSU-rRNA from tricistronic rRNA transcript (SSU-rRNA, 5.8S rRNA, LSU-rRNA). The record is from RefSeq and is a predicted model, not a curated record. Gene Ontology annotation, cellular component: nucleolus. Lineage: Eukaryota; Fungi; Ascomycota; Dothideomycetes; Mycosphaerellales; Mycosphaerellaceae.
GCACAUCGCAAUUUACGCACCGAGAUGGCGGUAACACUGGGCAAGAGAAAGCGACCCGCUGAACAAAAGCGUACAAGAUCAGUCAAGCAAGAACGCGAACCCGAUGAAGAUGAUGCGACGACUCGAGAAAUGCUGAAGAAGGCUUUCGAGGCGAAAUUUGCGCCUCUCGAAGUCCAGCCAAUUGAGAGCUCCACAGCAGCAGACAGCGAUGAUCAAAAUGAAGAUGACAGCGAUGCCGAAUCUGAUUGGAGUGGCCUCACCGGCAAAGAUGAAGAAGAACGCGUCGAAGUGAUAGAGCACGCUGUACCGACAAUCGACUCCAUCUUCGAUGGCUCUGCCAAGAAAUAUCUAUCUUCGAAGCCGCCGACGCUAGGAGACGACGACGAGUCGACCAUGAAGCAAGCAUCGAAGUCGACCAAAUCCAAGACGGGAGAUCAUGAAGAAGAUGGAUCGGAGGCCACAAAUCUCAAACAUGACUUGGCCUUGCAACGUCUGCUGAAAGAAUCACAUCUUCUUGACGCAUCCUCAUUCUCAUCAUCCACAGCACCAGAAGGCAAAUCCCGUGUCAAAGCGCUUGACAUGCGGCUCCAAGAUCUCGGUGCCAAGACUUCGGCUCUGCAGCAAGAUAAAAUGCCUAUGCAUAUUCGGAGGGGCAUUAGUGGCAAAGCCGCGAGUCGAGAAGCGAGUAGGCGGAAAGAAGCGGCUGAGAAUGGCGUGAUUCUGGAGAAGGCGAGGAUGAACGCUCCCAAAGCCCAACAGAAGCGGAGGGAGAGAGGUGUAGGAGGUGUUGGAAUUGGAAGGAUGAGUGGCAGUACACUGAAGUUGAGUGAUAGGGAUGUGAGAAGUAUCGAGGGCAGAAAGAGCUCUGGUACGGGAAGAAGAGGUGGGAAGAGGCGAUGAGCUCCUCAAGCAGCAGUGUCGAAUUGAGCAGCGCACCAAAGGUCCCUCAGCUGGAUGCGAUGAGCCUUGACUAGAGCCAGCUCUUCACAAAUAUCGACCAAUUCUCUCUGGCGAACGGACCAGUAAUACAUCAGUGCCUCCCACAAUGGUCUUGCUUCGCAGCGGCGACUGGGUUUCGCCGAUCUGGAUGCGCUGGAAUCGUUCAACCCCAACAAAGACAACUGAGCUGAGCGAGUCUGCCAGGAAAGCGUGUGAUGGGCGUUCGCUCUGCAGUCGACUGCGUGUGCAUAUUGCGAACAAAUACGCACACUCGACUCCCCAAGGUCCAACAUUCUCGGCACAUCGAUGGAGAAUUGACUUCAUGCACAGAGCUGCCGCAUGCUAGGGGCUCACUGCAGCUUGGGCACUCUUGUGUCUUGUGCGCAGUAUUUGCUGAUGUCAGGCAUAAGAUCAGGCACAUGGGCGAUGCGCCAAGCACAGGAAGAACUUCUACCGAAGUACCAGCGUGACACAGGAGGUAACAUUUUCCGCGACAGAAAAUGCUUCAUGGAGCGCAACAAUGGGAAAUAUGAACGCACUUAACAAACGCCAAGUGUUUCUCAUCUACCCAAAGCACGAGAAGUUGUAGAACGGCGCUAUGUUUUCUAUAUUGUGGCCUGGCGUGCCUGGAUGCCGGACGACAGUGCCAAGCAUUGCUGUAGCACGUUUCAGCUAGAUGGUUUGAUCCGCCUGGACUACGCUCGUUCUCAGGUUGACAGCGACCAAUUUCGGUGUCUGUCAUGGCCGGAACAUGUGGUCUGGAUCAUUGAAAAGAAACGAAUGUCCUCG